Messenger RNA from Sphaeroforma arctica JP610, 215 nucleotides. RefSeq lists its product as hypothetical. NCBI's taxonomy places the organism in Eukaryota, Ichthyosporea, Ichthyophonida. The record is from RefSeq and is a predicted model, not a curated record. The annotation marks the transcript as partial. The transcript has a single exon. Gene Ontology annotation, molecular function: coenzyme A diphosphatase activity.
CCAAUCCCGGCGACACGUGGAGUGGGCACGUUUCCUUCCCGGGCGGGCGGCAGCAGGAAAGUGACACAGAUGACAGGGAUACUGCUAUACGAGAAGUGUAUGAAGAGGUUGGGGUAAGCCUAGCGCCCACACAACAUCCUACGCGACCGGCAAAGGAUGCUGAUACUCGCUUUGUGUGUGUGGGGAGGCUGGAUGACAGGCAGGUAAUAUGUUGA